AUGGACGGGGCCAUGGAAGUUUAUUGGCAGGCGCCAGUCAUCGCUCGAUCGACUGUCACUGCCAUGCUCCUGAUGUCGGCCGCUGUACACUUUGGCAUGCUCUCCGGGACCCAUGUCAUCUUCCACCAAUACUUCCUCUGGAAGUUUCCACCGCAAAUAUGGCGCUUGUUCACGGCGUACCUCCUCACAGGUCCUCAAUUAGGCCUUCUGUUCGACGCGUACUUUUCGUACCAGUACUUGAGCCAGCUGGAGCGUGGUAGGUACUCCAAGAAGGAGGACCUUCUCUGGUAUCUGACCUUUAUCUGUGGAACCAUACUGGGUGUCAACUACAUCACUGGCCUCGGCUACAUGACCUUCCUGCACGCCUUGAUGAUCUCGAUGACCUACACCGUGGUCCAGGACCAACGGGGCAUGAAGACCAACUUCUACUUCAUCACGAUUCCCGCGCAGUUAACCCCAUAUGCUAUGAUCGCCAUCAACAUGCUAUUUCCAGGCGGUGCUGCGCAGAUUCCUCUGCAACUGGAGGGACUCUUCGCUGCACACCUGUGGGAGUUCUUGACCAAGAUUUGGCCGGCCUUUGGAGGCCAAGGUCGCACUCUGCUGCCCACGCCUCCGUUCUUCACCACCGUUGUGAACACAAUCAGCGGACUUGCUGGUCGAGCCGCCCCGGUUGUUCCUGGACCGAGGGGCGCGGCUGGUGGUGUGGCUCGUGGUGCCUCCGCUGGAUCUGGGCCGUUGCCAGACUCCUGGAGAACUCGGGGUCCUGGCCACCGACUAGGCUGA
This is a messenger RNA of Emericellopsis cladophorae, 783 nucleotides long. RefSeq names its product Derlin-like protein. The coding region runs from base 1 to 783 and encodes 260 amino acids. Gene Ontology annotation, biological process: endoplasmic reticulum unfolded protein response; translation. Gene Ontology annotation, molecular function: misfolded protein binding; ubiquitin-specific protease binding; structural constituent of ribosome. The record is from RefSeq and is a predicted model, not a curated record. Lineage: Eukaryota; Fungi; Ascomycota; Sordariomycetes; Hypocreales; Bionectriaceae. Gene Ontology annotation, cellular component: ribosome; Hrd1p ubiquitin ligase ERAD-L complex; endoplasmic reticulum membrane. The transcript is spliced from 3 exons.